Messenger RNA from Anopheles merus, 1456 nucleotides. RefSeq lists its product as uncharacterized. Bases 145 to 1383 code for a protein of 412 amino acids. The record is from RefSeq and is a predicted model, not a curated record. The transcript has 2 exons. NCBI's taxonomy places the organism in Eukaryota, Metazoa, Arthropoda, Insecta, Diptera, Culicidae.
UAAACAAACGUACCUACAGAAAGAAAUAUCAAACAAUACGGUCACGCAAACGUAAAAGCGGGACGCGAGGUCUCGGUGAGGCUACAUAAUUGUAUUUGUGAUUUUCAAACUUUUGCAUUCGCAUUCGCAUUUUUAAUUACGACCAUGGGUGGUUGUCGGUGUACGUUUCGUGACUGUGAAAAUGGCACGGCGUCACGGAAGGAGCUGCACUACUUUCGGUAUCCCGUGCGCGAUCAAGAACGAUUGAUAGAAUGGGCGAAAAACGCGGACCGGCUCGAAUUUGUAGACCUUCCGGUGGACAAGGUGUCCAACAAGGUGGUCUGCCAGGAGCACUUUGAGCGUAAAAUGUUCAUGAACGAUCUGCGCGAUCGGCUCACGAAAAUGGCGAUACCCCGGUUAAUGUUGAUGCCGGACGAAACCAUCGUGAACGUAGAAACGGGAUCCAUCUACAUCGAAGGCGAAUGCAGCAGUUCGGUGCAAGACAAGACGGUUGAAUCAGUACAAACGUACUCACCGCAUCCAGCAAUGAAGAUCCGUCACAUCGAGCACCAACAGCCAGUGCGAAGAGCGUCGGAUGAGACGCCGGUUAAAAAAAUAAAAAUACUAAACAUACAAAACCCAUCGCAUCACCAGAACAUUACUCCUUGCGAGAUCAUACGGAUUAAAACCGUGUCCACACCUAAUGGCCCAGCACGUGUGGGGAGACUGUUGAACAAGAAAGUGUUUUCCCUACCCAGUACAUCAGGGCCGCGUACAGUGAAUGCAAAGCUUAUCAGCGAAGAGAAUGAUGAAUCGGUAGUAUCCGACGGGAAUCUGAACGUUGAUCCGAUCCUUGUGGAGGACAGUGUACAAUUUUCUGACUCAACAUCAUCAGCAUCAACGUCAUCGGCGAACAAUCAGCAGCAUGAUGCACCGAACUCCACCGUUGGGAAUACUGUUCAAUCGCCGCCAGAACCGGUCACCGUGCCCGUCAUCGAUCCUGCACUAUUGGAAAAGAUGGACCAGAGCGUCCGCGAGAUAGAGAAACUCCAGAAGCUUGUGCAGGAACUGGCCAAUCGUCCGGUACCAGAUGUUCAACCAGCUGCAAUGCCGGAACGAGUGGUGAUGGAGCGAGGACCGCAGCUAACAAAGGCACAGCUUUUCAACAGCAUUAAACGGUACCUCAACCCGUCGAUGGUAACGCUGCUUCGUAUGGAACUGUUUGCGGGGUCGGCCGAUCGCCAGUGGAAGCCAGACGAGAAGAGUCUCGCCGUGGACAUGCUCAGUUUGGGCGAGGAGGUGUACGAUUACUUCAAGGAAGAGUUUCGCUUCCGAUUACCAUCGAAAAGCGAUGCCAAACAGUGGAAGGAGACAGGUGACAUCGAUGUCGACGAUGCAUGCUAGUUGCGAACGAGCUAUUUUUUUUAAAUAUUUUUUUAUUGAAAUGACAAUAUACUGGAUUGAUUUAAACCAUCCA